UCUGUCGUGGCAUCUGGAGGUGAGUGGUUGUUCGUGGCCUUAGCACAGGACUAUAAUCCGCUGAUUUUCUUACCGAAAAGGUAGCAUCGAACGUCAGAGUUAACCAGUAGUCUCGCCAUAAAUUCACCAUGGGUAAGGAGAAGGUACAUAUUAAUAUUGUGGUGAUCGGACACGUCGACUCUGGCAAGUCCACAACCACUGGUCAUUUAAUUUACAAAUGCGGUGGUAUUGACAAACGUACAAUCGAGAAAUUCGAAAAGGAAGCGCAAGAGAUGGGUAAAGGAUCUUUCAAAUAUGCGUGGGUAUUGGACAAGUUGAAGGCUGAACGUGAACGUGGUAUCACUAUUGAUAUUGCCUUGUGGAAAUUUGAAACCUCUAAAUACUAUGUUACUAUUAUUGAUGCUCCUGGACACAGAGAUUUCAUCAAAAACAUGAUUACUGGUACUUCACAGGCUGAUUGUGCCGUAUUAAUUGUUGCCGCUGGUACCGGUGAAUUCGAAGCCGGUAUUUCUAAAAAUGGACAAACCCGUGAGCAUGCUCUGCUCGCAUUUACUCUUGGUGUAAAACAACUAAUUGUUGGUGUUAACAAGAUGGACUCUACCGAACCACCCUACUCCGAAGCCCGAUUCGAAGAAAUCAAGAAAGAAGUAUCGUCCUACAUUAAAAAAAUUGGUUACAACCCUGCUGCCGUUGCAUUUGUUCCAAUUUCCGGUUGGCACGGAGAUAACAUGUUGGAAGUUUCUUCCAAAAUGCCUUGGUUCAAGGGAUGGACCGUCGAACGUAAAGAGAAUAAAGCGGAAGGAAAAUGCCUGAUCGAAGCGCUUGAUGCCAUCCUUCCGCCUACAAGACCUACGGAUAAGGCACUUCGUCUUCCACUACAGGACGUAUACAAAAUUGGUGGUAUCGGAACAGUACCGGUUGGUCGUGUCGAGACUGGUGUACUAAAACCAGGAAUGAUCGUUACAUUCGCUCCUACGGCUCUGACCACUGAAGUUAAGUCUGUUGAAAUGCACCACGAAGCAUUGCAAGAGGCUGUUCCUGGUGACAACGUUGGUUUCAAUGUUAAAAACGUACCUGUAAAAGAUUUGCGUCGUGGUUUCGUAGCCGGAGACUCUAAGAACAAUCCGCCUAAAGGUGCUGAGAAUUUCACUGCACAGGUAAUUGUGCUGAACCAUCCGGGUCAAAUCAGCAAUGGAUAUACUCCAGUGUUGGAUUGCCACACUGCUCAUAUCGCGUGUAAAUUCGCUGAAAUUCGAGAGAAGUGUGACCGUCGUACUGGAAAAACCACCGAAGAGAAUCCGAAAGCUAUUAAAUCUGGAGACGCUGCCAUUGUUGUGCUCGUUCCGAGCAAGCCCAUGUGCGUUGAGGCUUUCCAAGAAUUUCCACCUUUAGGACGUUUUGCUGUUCGUGACAUGCGUCAAACUGUGGCUGUCGGUGUCAUCAAGGCUGUCAAUUUCAAGGAUGCUACUGGCAAAGUCACCAGGGCUGCCGAGAGGGCCCAGAGAAGGAAAUAACUAGUUUCCGUACACGUGUAUCGCCAGAUGAUCGUCGGCGUAUAGUAGCUGAAGUAGUUGACCUUCUUUUUUCACGUUUUUCGCGCGAGGACAGCGUUAUGUUUUUAUUGCCUUCGCAAACUACAAUAUUUUCUACAAACUCGCAACCAAUGAACAAGAAUAACAGAAUUGAUAAGGAAUCGCGACGACUGGCUUUUCAUGUGCGUGAAAUUUCACAUUCGCCACAUUUUUUCGACAUUCGCGUAUUUCGUUUAUCAAAGUGGUUGCUUCGACAUUUCUCUCAUCGUAAAGAAUUCCGUAGGAAAGGUCAGUUGACCAAACGAUGCGAGGAACAAGCAACCUCUAUUUUCGUUUCCACGAAUUCCGUGAAAAAAGAAAGUAAACUACAAGAACUACUUUUAACAUCUGUUUCACAACAACAUCAACAGACUUCAUAAUUUAGCUCGGCUUAAUUAUAUUUUCUAAUUAUACGGAAAUAAAUCCUAUAUCUGCGA
Messenger RNA from Colletes gigas, 2008 nucleotides. RefSeq names its product elongation factor 1-alpha (gene EF1a-F2). NCBI's taxonomy places the organism in Eukaryota, Metazoa, Arthropoda, Insecta, Hymenoptera, Colletidae. The transcript has 5 exons. Gene Ontology annotation, biological process: translational elongation; translation. The coding region runs from base 129 to 1514 and encodes 461 amino acids. Gene Ontology annotation, molecular function: translation elongation factor activity; GTP binding; GTPase activity. The record is from RefSeq and is a predicted model, not a curated record.